UAACCAUAGAGAUAAGUAAACAAGCCGAGCGGAGCGGAGCUGAGGAACGUCACGCGCGCACCGGAAGCUGCGCCAAAUGGCCGGCCCGGUGGCGCGUGCGCGCUGGGAGCGUGCGCAGCCGGCUUCGCCUGGCGAGGAGAGAGGGGCGCCUUUGCGCGCCGGGGCGGCGGCGGCGGAGGAGGAGGAGGAGGGCCUUGGCGUCGUGGGCCUGGCCGCGGGGCCGGCCGCAAGCGCAGGAAUCAUGACAACUUCAGGAAAAGAGAACUUCCGCUUGAAGAGCUAUAAAAACAAGUCUCUGAAUCCUGAUGAAAUGCGUCGUCGGCGUGAGGAAGAGGGCCUUCAGCUACGGAAGCAAAAACGAGAGGAGCAGUUAUUUAAACGUAGAAAUGUUGCCACAGCUGAUGAAGAAGCAGAGGAAGAAGUCAUGUCAGAUGGCGGGUUCCAUGAAACUCAGAUGAAUAACAUGGAAAUGACUUCUAGUGCCGUGAUCACAUCUGAUAUGACUGAAAUGAUUUUCUCCAAUAGUCCGGAACAGCAGCUUUCUGCUACUCAGAAAUUCCGAAAACUUCUCUCAAAAGAACCAAAUCCGCCUAUAGAUGAAGUCAUUAGUACCCCAGGAGUGGUGGCCAGGUUUGUGGAGUUCCUAAAACGGAAAGAAAACUGCACUUUACAGUUUGAAGCUGCAUGGGUACUGACUAACAUUGCCUCUGGAAAUUCCCUUCAGACUCGGAUUGUGAUCCAAGCAGGGGCUGUUCCUAUCUUCAUAGAACUGCUCAGCUCAGAAUUUGAAGAUGUGCAAGAACAGGCUGUCUGGGCUCUUGGCAAUAUUGCAGGCGACAGUACUAUGUGUAGAGACUAUGUGCUUGACUGCAACAUCUUGCCCCCUUUAUUACAAUUACUUUCCAAACAGAAUCGUCUUACCAUGACUCGGAAUGCUGUGUGGGCACUCUCUAAUCUCUGCAGAGGGAAGAAUCCUCCUCCAGAUUUUGUUAAGGUGUCUCCCUGUUUAAGUGUGCUCUCAUGGCUGCUAUUUGUCAAUGACACAGAUGUUCUCGCUGAUGCAUGUUGGGCACUCUCUUACUUGUCUGAUGGACCCAAUGACAAAAUACAGGCUGUGAUUGAUGCUGGAGUAUGUAGGAGACUUGUGGAGCUGCUAAUGCACAAUGAUUACAAAGUGGUAUCUCCUGCCUUGCGAGCAGUUGGGAACAUUGUUACAGGGGAUGAUAUCCAGACUCAGGUAAUACUGAAUUGCUCAGCCCUGCAGAGUUUAUUACACUUACUAAGUAGUCCUAAAGAAUCAAUUAAAAAGGAAGCAUGUUGGACAAUAUCAAAUAUCACAGCUGGAAACAGAGCACAGAUUCAGACUGUCAUAGAUGCCAACAUUUUCCCAGCUCUAAUCAAUAUUUUGCAAACUGCUGAGUUUCGAACAAGAAAAGAAGCGGCUUGGGCCAUCACCAAUGCAACAUCUGGGGGUUCUGCAGAGCAGAUCAAGUAUCUGGUAGAACUUGGUUGUAUCAAACCACUUUGCGAUCUCCUUACGGUAAUGGACUCGAAGAUUGUGCAGGUGGCACUUAAUGGUCUCGAAAACAUUCUGAGGCUUGGUGAACAAGAAGCUAGGCGGAGUGGCACAGGCAUUAACCCAUACUGUGCACUCAUCGAGGAAGCCUACGGGCUGGAUAAGAUUGAAUUCCUGCAAAGCCACGAGAACCAAGAAAUCUACCAGAAGGCCUUUGAUCUGAUUGAGCACUAUUUUGGAACGGAGGAGGAAGACAGCAGCAUUGCUCCACAAGUCGAUCUUGGUCAGCAGCAGUACAUCUUCCAGCAGUGUGAAGCUCCCAUGGAAGGCUUCCAACUCUGAGGUGCUUCUUCUGUGUGCUCGAUUGCUCUGCCCAGCUAAUAGAGCUGAGUAGUUUUGUUUUCCAUAAAGCUGUGUGAGCUCAUUUGCUUGCUUUUUUGCACACAACCUCCUUAAACACAACUGGAAAACUUUUGGCUCUUAGUUGUAGGAUGCCACUUUGGUAAGGGCUUACCAGAACUGCUGUGCCGAUCUCUGAAGAGAUGGGGCAUUUCUGUAAAGAUGUUGGUUUUCCCCUAUGAAAUGUACACUAACAUGGUGUAAUCCUAGAUUAUAAAACAAGGGUGGAGUUGCUGCAUUUGUGUAUUUGUGUGUGUAUGUGACAGUGUUCUUGCUGUCUACAAAAAGGCGUUGAGAGACUUUUUCUUCCCGUACACUCUGCUGGGCCCUGCCUCAUUCAGUGGAUUUAAGAAUAUUUAACAUACAGAAUUUGAACUCUGGUGGUUUUGUGUGUGGCAAACUAAGCUCCUGUUAAUAUAUAUGUAUAUAUAUACAUAUACAUAUGAACUCUCUGUUCCCUGCACUUAUAUCCACCAGUGAAUAAGCUUCUCCAGAUUCUAGGAAUACUGAACAUCUGAUAAUAAACUGACUCCUGUGCUGCCAUUUUGACUGCUUUGGGUUUGGAGUUCUCUUCUGUCUGCAUAAGGAACGGAGAACUGCUCCAUUCCUCUCUACCUUCCCAAGGCACAGCAAUAUCUAUUGUUGAAGAUUCCCUAAAUUGUGCAGGGAUAGAAGAACAGUUGCUACUCGUCUACCACAGUGUAAAUUGUCUCUCUGCAUUAAAACUGCAUUCAUA
Messenger RNA from Anolis sagrei ordinatus, 2651 nucleotides. RefSeq names its product karyopherin subunit alpha 1 (gene KPNA1). The record is from RefSeq and is a predicted model, not a curated record. Gene Ontology annotation, cellular component: cytoplasm; nucleoplasm; nucleus. Gene Ontology annotation, biological process: NLS-bearing protein import into nucleus; postsynapse to nucleus signaling pathway. Lineage: Eukaryota; Metazoa; Chordata; Lepidosauria; Squamata; Anolidae. Gene Ontology annotation, molecular function: protein binding; nuclear import signal receptor activity.